UGUAAUGUUGGAAAAGGUAAAUCCCUGGGAAGAAACAAAACUUCUUCUAUGUUAAAAUGAAAAGUACCGCGUUCAUUAACGGACUAUAAAAAGCAGCGGUGUGUAAUAAAACAACAUUGGUUUCAAUUCGGUCAAACUAAUUGCAACAAUGAAGUUUGUCAUUGCAUUUACUUUCGUUUUGUCGUUCGUUAUGGUCGUUGUGUACAGCGCGCCAGCUGACUUUGAAGAUCUUGUUGAACAAGAACAUGCACACUUUCGGGUAAAACGAUUCACCUGUGAUGUACUUAGCGUUGAAGCGAAGGGAGUUAAGCUAAAUCAUGCUGCCUGUGGAGUUCACUGCCUGUUUAGAGGAAGAACUGGGGGAUAUUGUAAUGGCAAACGAGUUUGUAUUUGCCGUUAAUUAUUAUUAUACAUAAACGAGAUUGUAUUUACCUUUGAUUAUUGUACAUAAACAUAUUAUUAAUAUU
Molecule: messenger RNA, 467 nt
Organism: Anoplophora glabripennis (Asian longhorned beetle)
Lineage: Eukaryota; Metazoa; Arthropoda; Insecta; Coleoptera; Cerambycidae
Product: defensin, isoforms B and C
Exons: 2
Coding region: 149-400 (83 amino acids)
Biological process (GO): defense response to bacterium; humoral immune response
Source: RefSeq, a predicted model, not a curated record